Molecule: messenger RNA, 721 nt
Organism: Notothenia coriiceps (black rockcod)
Lineage: Eukaryota; Metazoa; Chordata; Actinopteri; Perciformes; Nototheniidae
Product: jouberin-like
Exons: 6
Biological process (GO): motile cilium assembly
Cellular component (GO): ciliary basal body
Molecular function (GO): protein binding
Source: RefSeq, a predicted model, not a curated record
UGGAACAUGGUCUCCAUGUUGAAACAUGUUCUCCGUGUAGUGGAACAUGGUCUCCAUGUUGAAACAUGUUCUCCGUACCCAGACGGGCCUCUGAUGGUUUACACCUGUGUCCGAGGCUUCAGUCCAGUGGGUCAGCAUCUGAGAGGAGCCUCCAGGCUGCACACGGUAACAGAUCAUACUAGCGUCUCGGACCGUGUCUCUGCAAGAGGACACGCCUCUGCAGGAGGACAUGAGACAGAGUCAGCUGAUCAACAGGUGGUGGUGUCUCUGUACGACUACAGGGCGUCCCGCUCUGACGAGCUAACGCUGCGCCGCGGGGACGAGGUCCAGGUCCUCUACAGGGACAACGAGAACUGGUGGUUUGGACGGCUGUCUGACGGACAGCAGGGAUACUUCCUGUCCUCAUACGUCUCCGACCAGAGAGACGAGGAGGGGGCUCCGGCUGCUGAGGAGACGGAGAGGAAGACUCCCACCAAGGUGUCUGCUGCCAUCAGUUCCUCCGGAGAGCUCCGAUUCCUGUCAGAGACAAACGACACAGAGCCAGAGACACAGGACACCAGGUGAGACACUGAGACACAGGACACCAGGUGAGACACUGAGACACAGGACACCAGGUGAGACACUGAGACACAGGAAACCAGGUGAGACACUGAGACACAGGAGACCAGGUGAGACACUGGGACACCAGGUGAGACACUGACAGAGACACAGGACACCAGGU